This is a messenger RNA of Scaptodrosophila lebanonensis, 848 nucleotides long. Its product is annotated as attacin-C. NCBI's taxonomy places the organism in Eukaryota, Metazoa, Arthropoda, Insecta, Diptera, Drosophilidae. The record is from RefSeq and is a predicted model, not a curated record. Gene Ontology annotation, biological process: defense response to bacterium. Bases 13 to 729 code for a protein of 238 amino acids. Gene Ontology annotation, cellular component: extracellular region. The transcript is spliced from 2 exons.
GUACAAUACAACAUGAGGAACCUAUUUGUUGCCAUUAUCGUUAGCAUUGCUGUGCUCGGAGCCGUUGCCACGGCCAUGCCACAACGUGUUACCGCCCAGCACCUAGUCUACUAUCCACCACCACCGCCGCCACCAACCUAUAUACGUGUACGACGCCAAUCGUUGGGCGGCUCAUUGACUUCAAAUCCUGCCGGUGGUGCCGAUGCUCGAGUGGACCUGACCAAGGCUAUUGGCACGGAACAGCACAAUUUGGUGGGACAGGUAUUUGCCGCGGGCAACACAUUAGGAAAGGGACCCAUUACCACCGGUGGCACUCUGGCCUACAAUAACAAUGGCCAUGGUCUGCAGCUCACCAAGACGCACACGCCCGGGGUGCGGGAUAGCUUCACCCAAUCGGCCAACGCCAAUCUUUUCAACAAUGGAGUGCAUAAAUUGGAUGCCAAGGCGUUUGCCUCUCAAAAUCAACUCGCCAACGGCCUUAAGUUUGAACGCAAUGGCGCAGGCUUGGACUACUCGCACAUCAAUGGGCAUGGAGCCAGUCUGACACACAGUAAUAUUCCUGGCUUUGGCAAGCAGCUGGAAUUGGGUGGCCGAGCUAAUCUCUGGCAAUCGCAAGAUCGCAAUACCCGACUGGAUUUAGGAGGCACCGCCUCGAAGUGGAUGAGUGGCCCUCUGAGCGGACAAAAAGACUUUGGCGCCAAUUUGGGCCUAACGCAUUAUUUUGGUUAAUUUAUUUAUUUAAACUCGAUUUAUUUAUACUUGUAAAAAACUGAUUAACAAUUAUAGGAUACUAAAGAUAUUUUGCAAUUGCACUAAAUAAAAUAUACAUAAACAAACGCAAGAAGAAA